CGGGACUAUAACAAGUUUGGGAACCAAUGUACGAGAGGAUGUGAUGAUGUUUCCGAUAUGGUCUCUCCUAGGUGACAAAAAGCGACCUAGAAAAGUUAAAAGGCACCUACAGACAAUUAACAAAGGAUGCCCACAGUGCCAAAGAAAAAUACAGAGACGCAAUGGUGAAAGGCAAGGAGCCGGAGAAGGCGAGGGAGCGUUACGACAAGGCCACCAUGAAGCUUCACAACCUCCACAACCAGUACGUGCUGGCGGUGCGGAGUGCCCAGCUCCACCAGGAGCACUACCACGACACCACGCUGCCCCUCCUGCUCGACUCCCUGCAGAAGAUGCAGGAGGAGAUGAUCAGUGCACUGAAGGGGAUUUUGGAGGAAUACAGUGAAAUAACCAGUCUCUUAACUGAUGAAAUAGUGAAAGUCCACAAAGAAAUCCACACCUCCAUCGACCAAAUUGAUCCUGUGUCAGAGUAUGAACACUUCAUUGAGGUUCACAGGUCUCCAGAAACCAAAGAACCAAAUGUAGAAUUUGACGUUUCACUGUUGGAGGAAACCGAGAAUCUUCAAGCAAACGAGAUCCUAUGGAACAAUUUGACUGCAGACAGUUUACAAGCGAUGCUGAAAUCCACAUCAGAUGAGCUGGGCCUCACUCAGCAGAGCCUACGCACCAAGGAGGAUCUCAUGCAAGACUUGGAAAACAAGCUUGAUGAGUCCACCAAAACAUGUGAAAAGAAGUCUGAUGUGGUGCUGCUGCUCAGUCAYAAGCAGUCUUUGGAGGAGCUGAGGCAAACGGUCCAGUUGUUACGCUGCACAGAAGCCAAGCUGGGCGCCCAGAAGGACCUGCUUGACCACAAGAUGCAGGAGAACGAGGGCAAGGAGCCUCCCCCCAUGGUCAACUACGAGGACGACGCGCGCUCCGUCAACUCCAUGGACAAAGGCAAAGACAGGACAUCAAAGUUUGACACCUUGCGUCAUUCCUUAGCCGGCAUCCUCCGCUCUCCCAAAUCAGUCCUUGGCUCAUCAUCGCAGUUUUUCGACGUGAUCCCAACUAGUGAGAAGCCCCUGGGGGACCAGGAGUGGUACCAUGGGGCCAUCCCCAGGACCGAGGCCCAGGAGCUGCUCAAAGAGCAGGGAGACUUCCUGGUCCGGGAGAGCCACGGCAAGCCUGGCGAGUACGUCCUGUCUGUCUUCUCAGAGGGACAGCGGAGACACUUCAUCAUCCAGUUUGCAGACAACCAGUAUCGUUUUGAAGGCACUGGCUUCCCGACCAUUCCUCAGUUAAUUGAACACCAUUACACUUCAAAGCAAGUUAUUACCAAGAAGUCUGGGGUGGUGCUUUUAAACCCAGUCGUCAAGGAUAAAAAAUGGAUACUCAACCAUGAGGAUGUUACUCUUGGAGAGCUUCUUGGCAAAGGCAACUUUGGUGAGGUAUUUAAAGGAACAUUGCGGGACAAGACUCCUGUGGCAGUCAAAACAUGUAAAGAGGAUCUUCCACAGGAGCUGAAGAUUAAGUUCCUAUCAGAAGCCAGGAUCCUCAAACAAUAUGACCACGCAAACAUUGUGAAGCUGAUAGGCGUCUGCACACAACGACAGCCUAUUUACAUUGUGAUGGAGCUAGUGUCAGGAGGGGACUUCUUGUCGUUUCUACGGAAGAAGAAGGAAGACCUGAAGACCAAACAGCUGGUGAAGUUUUCAUUAGAUGCUGCUGCAGGAAUGGCUUACCUCGAGCUCAAAAACUGCAUCCACAGGGAUCUGGCGGCUAGGAACUGUCUGGUGGGAGAGAGCAACCUGCUGAAGAUCAGCGACUUUGGGAUGUCGAGACAAGAGGACGAUGGGAUCUACUCGUCGUCUGGCCUCAAACAGAUCCCCAUCAAGUGGACGGCUCCAGAGGCUUUGAAUUAUGUGGGGUUGUGUUUGGUCGUUGUUCCAGGGAGAUACAGCUCGGAGAGUGAUGUGUGGAGUUUUGGCAUCCUCCUAUGGGAAACGUUUAGUCUAGGAGUGUGUCCUUACCCAGGGAUGACCAACCAGCAGGCCAGAGAGCAAGUGGAGAAAGAUUACAGAAUGUCCUGUCCAACAAAGUGCCCUGAGGAGAUUUACAAAGUCAUGCAGAAGUGCUGGGAGUACAAACCUGAAAAUCGGCCAAAGUUCGCCGACCUUCAGAAAGAACUGGCCUCGAUCAAGAAGAAAUAGCAGCCUGGUAGGGGAAGGUGGACCAGGUCAUGUCAUCACAUCCAGGGGAUCACCCCCUUACAACCUGAGAGAAACACCACAGAACGUUACAGCCUUGAUGCUACUUGUCGUGAUUGUACUCACGAUGUAUACUUUGUCACAAAAUCACUGUGUUAUUUGCCUAGGCAACUGUUUUGAGCCAUUAUCAAGGAGAGAGAUCUCUGCUUAGCUUGGAUCAUUGUCAAAAUAUGACAGUAUUAUUUUUUUAAACCUGGUGUUCCUUUAUUUCUGUUCCUUUCUCUUACUGAACCUCUGCAACUAAAGGUGUUUUGAGACAUAACCACGCAAACAUGUGUACAAUAGAUACAAUUCAUCAUGCUCCAUUGCACUUCUGUCGUUUUGCUAUUGGUCAUCACUCGGGCAUAGCCACGCUAAUGAGAAAUGUCACAAUUUCUAGUUUUUUUUUUAGGGCCCUGAGUUUGGUCCUGUUAAGGUUAGAUGAGUAAUAUGACUUGAAAAUGCAAAGCAGUCUGGUGCUCCGUGUAGCCGUGCAACGUCUAAAAAAGACUGUCUAGAUGCACUCCGUAGCUCAUUUCAGUCUUCAGAGACAGAUGGGGUUUGAGAACCAGUUCCUACCCAAGGAUGUAACAGUUUAUACCUAAGGGUAUAGUGUCCUGUUUUUGUCUCGAGCUUGACUUUURGACAUUCAGCAAGAAGUUUCUUCUUCUUCCUGUGAAGUCUUAUUGUGAUGUGACAGUUUGAUUUGAGAUCUGUGAAUCAUUUCUGUCCUAAGAUUUCGUAAAGUAUUCUCUUUUUGCCCACUAUUUAAUGUAGAAAACCUUUGAGUAAAACAUACAAGGAUAAGUGCAAUUUGUGACACCCUUUUCCUAUAAUUGUUUGGGCUUUGUAAUGUAGAAAUAUUGCAAUAAGGCCAUUUAUUUAGAAUUAAUAUAAUUUUACUUAGAAUUAUUAAAUGUUUCAGACCCUCCAGAAUGCUGACUAUUUUCUACGUUUUGGUCUCUGUUGUUACAAGCUCAAUACUCAUAAUUUGAGAAUUAGAAUGUACCAUAACUGUACUAUCUGACUUGAAAUGUGAAUUUAGCAUUUUGUGUCAAAAACAAUCCGCUUUUACAUAGCUACGAGAGUUUUAAGGAGCUCCAUUUUUCAUGUAUUCAUUUMUGUGGUAUUUUUUUACUUCCAUUUAAAAAUAAAAAUAAACUACUGUUCUAAAUCGUUGAUAGACAUGCAUUCAGCAAUGAACAGUGAACUUGUUUUCAUUAAGUAUACUUAGGGCCAGGAGUUGUAUCUGACCAUGCGACAUGACCUAGAGAGAACUCUGGGGCCUAGUCUAUACCUAUGGUCUACAGUUUUCCUGGCAAGGUAAUUCUCCGGUCCCUAAUAUAGUAUAUUCGCUAUUCCAGCCACUCCUGUAUGAUAUAAUUUCUCUGAGGGUGCCAUGUUGUUUCUAUGUCAACCAAGCUCCUUGCCAUUUGUGCUGACAGCCCAAGCGUGUCUUCAAAACAUCUUCUGUGAAGUAACACGUCACAUCCAUCCAUCACUUUCACUCCUAUUAGAAUGAUGGAACUCUUGUCUUUCAAAAAACAUUCCUCCUGUAUUUUGUAAAUACUUGUAGAUGCUAUAACUUUUAUUUUAUGCAAAUGUAGGUCACGUUUUGUGUGUUUCUCUAUUGGAAGUGUUUCUUCCAAUGAUUUAUUCGAUAAAGAAAACAUUUUCUAUGUUUUGCUUCUGAAUCUGCAUGAUUGUUUGUACAUUUUUAGUAUAUGUAUAAAAGAUUUUUGGAAAGAUCCUCUUUCCUAUCCAUUAUACAAUGUCUCCUGCUCAUCUAUCCUGUAUCCUCAUCUUACUGUGUCACAAAUUACACCCUAUUCCCUAUAUAGUGCACUUAUAUGCCAAAGGUAGUACAUUAUAUGGUGAAUAGGGUGUCAUUUGAGACACAGGCUUUGGUUCGUUGACAGGAGUAACAGUUAUUUUCUUCAUUUCUCCAGUCAAAUUACCUCCUGAUAUUUAAAGAAAUGUUUUGCAACCUAGUAAGAAAAAGGUSUAGAAUGAAUAGGCGAAGGGAGCUUACAUCUUAACUACUGGUUGAUGAGCACAAGAUAUUUCUGUUUAACACAUUUGAAAAGCAUACACCUUUUUCAGCAACUCUUAUUUAUUUGAAACACUUAAAUAGUAUGAGUAUUUUAUAUUAAUUUGUCUCCUGUUAGUGUAUUAAAAUAUUUGCCAGMUU
Messenger RNA from Salvelinus sp. IW2-2015, 4413 nucleotides. The record is from RefSeq and is a predicted model, not a curated record. NCBI's taxonomy places the organism in Eukaryota, Metazoa, Chordata, Actinopteri, Salmoniformes, Salmonidae.